AUGUUGGAGAUGCCGGUGGUAAUUUACUGCCGCUUGUCUAUGGCCGCUUGUCUAUGGCCGCUUGUCACCGUCACAGCUGGUGAUACCAUCGCACAAACGUUCACCAUCGAAAUGCAUGGCCAAAAUCACUAUAACGAUGGCGGUGGAGGAGGCGGAGCAGACAGUAGUGGUAGUUUGGAAAAUAUGGAUUUUGAGAAUAUGGAUAUGCAUGCCUUCGAUCAUGAUGCUGGCAUUGGUGGUGUACCAGAGGAGUCAGAGGAGCGCGAUCAUAUAGUGCAUCAUUUUGAUUUACCAAAAUUUGGUGAGCCAUUACAAAAUGUCACGGUACCAGUGGGGCGAGAAGCGGUACUGCAAUGUGUUGUCGAUAAUCUGCAAACCUACAAGAUUGCGUGGCUACGCGUCGACACACAAACGAUACUGACGAUACAAAAUCACGUUAUAACGAAAAAUAACCGAAUGAGCAUAACCCAUGCUGAGAAACGUGCUUGGAUAUUGAGAAUACGUGACGUCAAGGAAGCGGACAAAGGCUGGUAUAUGUGCCAGAUCAAUACGGAUCCAAUGAAAAGUCAAGUYGGUUACCUGGAUGUUGUGG
Bactrocera latifrons is the source of this 592-nucleotide messenger RNA. RefSeq lists its product as uncharacterized. The transcript is spliced from 3 exons. Gene Ontology annotation, cellular component: neuron projection. The record is from RefSeq and is a predicted model, not a curated record. NCBI's taxonomy places the organism in Eukaryota, Metazoa, Arthropoda, Insecta, Diptera, Tephritidae. The annotation marks the transcript as partial.